Molecule: messenger RNA, 8821 nt
Organism: Chironomus riparius
Lineage: Eukaryota; Metazoa; Arthropoda; Insecta; Diptera; Chironomidae
Source: the annotation of a GenBank genome assembly
AAGUUAUACAAUAAGUUUCUCUACUCUAAUAAGUUACAUAUUAUUAAACAAGCAAGAUGAACUUGAUCAAAAAUCAAUCUGAUUCGUUUAAAUGUUUGAGAAUUUUUGAAACUUACUCGUGGUAAAAAUAUAAAAAUAAUCAAGAAAUGGAUCAAAUCUGAAAAUUUAAGUUCAAACUAGUUCAAAAUAAAACAAUUCUACAUAUUAAAUUUAAUCUGUUAUCUAAGUUAGUUUAUUGUCAAACUAAGGUUAAGUUACCUUGGGUAAUUCUCAUAAAAAUUUUAUCUUAUCACUUCUAGAGCUAGACGAUUCGAGAAGAAAGUGCCAAUAAACUCUUUUGAAUUGGAGGUUCAAAAUUGAAGACUUGUUCUUUGUUGCAAUAGCAAUUUUUUGAUUAAAUUUCAAAAAAUAAUGAUUUCCUUUAUUAAUAAAUUUAAUAAAUUUUAAUUAGAUUCAAACUUACGUCCUCAUUAAAGAUAGAUCUAAGUGUUCAGUUAUUUAAUCUCAAAAUUUACAUAUUGACAAUUUCGAUGCUUAAAUAUCAUGAACUAUAAAAUCUGAAAACUAGUUUCAAUCUAUUUUAAUGCCAAGAGUCUUUAAUCUAUUUAACUCUAUCAACAUGCUUCUUUUUGUCUAAUCAUUUGCUAAAUAAAGAUUUUCAUUGGCAGAAGCAAAAUGUUCAAAUAUCCCGGUACACUUGAAAACCCUACUCCAAACAGUAAUUGCUGAUAAUGAUAAUAUAGCAAUUACUCAAUAGACGAUUGUUCUCUUGCGUGUCAUCGGAGAAUUUUGCAGGCAAUCCGAGCAGCUCCAACUCAUCACCGCCAUCUUAUAUAUCUCAGUAAUUGAAACAAAAGGGAAACAGCCAUGAUUAAUAUCGCUGGAGUCAUCAGUAUUACAAUUUUUUAUUUGCUUAUUCUGGUUGUUGGAAUUUGGGCAGGACGUAAAAAGGCAGAAGGAAAUGAUUCGGAAGAGGAAGUUAUGCUUGCGGGACGCUCCAUUGGUCUGUUUGUGGGAAUAUUCACAAUGACAGCAACGUGGGUCGGUGGAGGCUACAUAAACGGUACAGCAGAAGCCAUUUACACCAAUGGAUUGGUAUGGUGUCAAGCACCAUUUGGAUAUGCAUUAAGUUUAGUGUUUGGCGGAAUGUUCUUUGCAAAUCCAAUGCGAAAGCAAGGUUACGUGACGAUGUUGGAUCCUUUGCAAGACAGCUUUGGUGAGCGUAUGGGUGGCUUGCUAUUUUUACCCGCAUUAUGUGGUGAAGUGUUUUGGGCAGCUGGCAUAUUAGCAGCAUUGGGCGCCACAUUAGCUGUAAUUAUUGACAUGGAGAAGGAGACAUCUGUCAUCUUCUCAGCAUGCAUUGCUGUCUUUUACACGCUUUUCGGUGGUCUAUAUUCGGUAGCUUAUACUGACGUCAUACAGCUGUUCUGUAUUUUUAUUGGAUUAUGGAUGUGCAUACCAUUUGCAUGGACGAAUGACCAUGUAAAGCCUUUAUCAGGCAUGGAGGUCGAUUGGAUUGGUGAGAUUGGCGAAAAGAAGUUUUGGUUCUAUUGCGAUUAUGGAUUGCUGCUUAUCUUUGGUGGCAUACCAUGGCAGGUUUACUUCCAAAGAGUUUUGUCGAGUAAAACAGCAGGACGUGCACAAAUCUUAUCAUAUGUUGCAGCAUUUGGAUGUCUCCUCAUGGCAAUUCCACCCGUUCUUAUCGGAGCAAUUGCUAAAGCAACACCAUGGAAUGAGACUGACUAUCCUGGUCCAUGGCCAUUAACUGCAGAAGAGACAAGCAUGAUCCUUCCAAUGGUAUUACAAUAUCUUACUCCCGAUUUCGUAUCAUUCUUCGGAUUGGGUGCUGUAUCAGCCGCUGUAAUGUCUUCAGCCGAUUCAUCAGUAUUAUCAGCAGCAUCAAUGUUUGCUCGCAAUGUAUACAAACUUGUUUUUAGACCACAUGCAGCUGAGAUGGAAAUUAUUUGGGUUAUGAGAGGUGGAAUUAUCGUUGUUGGAAUUUUAGCUACCGUCAUGGCACUCACAAUUCCUUCAAUUUAUGGAUUAUGGUCCAUGUGCUCCGAUCUUGUUUAUGUCAUCUUAUUUCCACAGCUUCUUAUGGUUGUUCAUUUUAAACACCAUUGUAAUACUUACGGAAGCUUAUCAGCGUACUUGAUCGCAUUUUUCGUACGAUUAUCUGGUGGUGAACCAAUUCUCGGUCUACCAGCUGCAAUUCAUUUUCCCGGAUAUGAUGAGGAAACUCAAGAGCAACUGUUUCCAUUCCGCACAAUGGCAAUGUUGUUGAGCUUAUUUACGUUAGCUGGAGUAUCAUGGCUAUCAAAGUGGUUAUUCCUGACAGGAAGACUUUCUCCUGAGUAUGACUUAUUUAGAUGCGUAGUAAAUGUGCCGGAAGAUGUUCAUCGAGUAGAUGAGCCAUCUGAAGUUGAUGGGGAGCAGAUGAGUGUAAUGGCAGGUGCAAUGAGCAAAAUGUACGGUGCAGCAACGAUGGUUGGUAAGGAUGAACGCAACGGUCGAAUAAAUCCAGCGCUAGAACCAGAUGAUGAUUUACCAGCGAUGGAAGCACAAAGACAAAUGCAACAAAUGGCAAUGAGCAGUGCUGCCGCAGCCAUAAGCAAUGUUCAAGUCCCUGGUGGACAUGGCACGACAGCAUUUUAACAAAGAAACUAAGUCCAACGGACUCAUUUCAACUGAUUCAAAAAAAGAAGCAACUGAUACAUAUCAUAAAAAAAGUACUUAAAGAUUUAAAAGAAACAGAAGAAGAUGAAAUAUAUACAUAAUGAAAUGUUUAGUGAUUAUAUAUACAUUAUAUUUAUGCAAAGUAAAUGAUGAAAGUGAAACAAUUCAUAUCAAAUCAUAUACAUAUCAACUAAUUUUAGGACGAUUUUAAUCAAUUAAGAGACAAACUUUAAAUUAGUAGAUGUUAUUUUAAUUUAACUAUGGAAUUAUGGGGAUAUUUAAUAUGUUUUUUGGGAGAUGAGUAGCAUGGAUGUGAAUUAUAUUCAAGGUUUGUAGCUAGUUUGAGGAACUAAAUUGUGGUUAAAUGAGUUUCAUUGCCAAUUAUGAGGCAGAUACGAGUUUUGAAGUUUAAAGAUUAACAGAAUGAAUUUUUUAAGAGCUAUAAUACCUUUAUACUCUAAAUUGAAGUUGCAUAGGGCAAUUCUUCCUGUUGCAUUGCCAAUAAAUGUCUCAUCUGGUUCUUCCCAUUUGAUUGGAACUUUAACUCAAACUGGAUUCUUGGUUUUAACAUAUCUGGCCUACUAUCAAGACGGACUGUGAGUUAAGAUUUGUAAAACGAAUGUUUUAAGGAUAAGUAAACAAAUUAUAAAGGUAAACAAAUGAAUAAUGUAGGCUAGAAUAUUUGAAACAAAUUAAUACCUGAACGAUUUCACAGUUUUUUCAAAGAUUGAUUUAAACUUACAAUCUGUUUCAAUUCUUGCUUACUUUAAAUUGAAAUUUAAAGUAUAUAGAAUUAAAGAAUUAGCGAGGAAUCAUGUUUGAUGAUAUUUUAGUAAUCAGAUCGGUGAAAAGGCUAUUUUUAAGCUAGAUUUAACCUUAGUAUCCAUAAUCGUCCAUAUGAAAAGCAUUGAGUUCCUAAGGAAGGUCAAUGUAACACAUAUGGUCGAUUUUGAUUACUAGGGAAGCUAGUCUGUGUAAAUUUAGCAUAGUUUUGAGGUUGCCUAAUACUAACCUUAUAAUUAUUAGAUUAAAAGGAUCAUCUAAGUAUGUACAUCUGAAGUUAUUUGAGGAUUAAAAAAUAAAUUCAGUUCCUCUAAAAAUGUCUACAAAUUGAUUAUAAUUCUUGUUCAAUUUAUCUCCUUAUUAAUGACUCUAAUCGUAUUAAAAGCAAAUUUGUGGCUUCUCUGAAUUAGACUUUAGGUUUGAAAUUUGAUCAGUUUGAGAUCAUUUUCUUAAUUUUGAUUGAAUUUCAUUAGUUUUACAGUCAAUUGAAGUCGAUUUGAUUUAAUAUCACCUGACUUUGACCUUUUAUUCAAAUAUUAGCACUGUUUAUAAAGCUAUUGCCAGUUGCUGAUAAUUUUAAUAAUUAAAGUAAUAACCUUGCUCUAUUAAAGAUUGUAUAAAAAUUAACAAAACAUACUAGAAUCUUCAAAUUUGAACCUCAAUUCAGGUGUUAAGGUCAAUACAGAACUGUUGUGAAUUUAUUAUUCCCAAUCUUAAAGUAAAUCCCAAGAAAACUUAAGAUUCAAUCGUCAAUUUCAGAGAAGCAACAAAAUAAUUAUGUUAAUGAAUAAUCUAAAAAUCAAAGGUACAUAAAAGUAUUGAAAAGAAAGGCAAGCAAGCAAAGCAGAGCAAGAUUACUAAUUUAGACAAAAUGUUUGCGUAUUAAAUUUAUUAGAAGAUUUUAAAUUAGAUGACAGCAGUAAAAAGUGAAAAAGCAUAUAAAUAUUAAAAUAAUACUGAAGAGAAAUCGACAGAUGAACCUGCCGUUAAAAAAAGUAGCAUAUAAAAUUAUUGAUUUGUUGUUGGCUAAUUGUAAUUCUAUCGACUGUUCAAAUAAUGAAGUAACAAAAUACAAAAAAUAUUUCUUUUGUUCAUUCAUAUCUGUUUUUCAACCCGGAAGCCAUUGAGUUACAACAUUUUGAACUUUUGUUCCAUUUACUGAAUGAAAAGGUUUAUUUCACUCACAUGAUUCAACCCACAGACCUACAGCAAUAUGAUACGAAUUUUUAAAUAAACAAAAAUCCCAUGCAAAUGUCUUAUUUUUUAUUAAUCUUUAAUGCGAAAGCAGGGAUGUAUUUAAGUGAGAGCCAAUUGAGCCAAUUUGAGAUUAGAUUCUUGAUUUAACCUACAUCUCCUCCUGUAUCUAGAUGCAGAAGAAGUUUUAUUUGAGUAAAACCUACAACCUACAACCUACAACCUAGUGAACAAAGAAUAAAGCUAGUGCUUGAUAGCAUAAAGAAUUAAGCUCAGAUCUAGAUUUUUGUGGAUUAGAGCUAAAAUCAUACUUUUGGAUGGUGAACAUGGCUCAAAUCUACUUCAAGUUCUGCUCGAAGGUACUGCUAGGAUCACGAUACAUAAGUACAAAACUAAUGAAUCAAUGGUUGGUCAUUUUCAAUCAUUCUUGUUCAUUAUGAUCAGUUCCUCUUGACAGGAUAUUAGUAAGAGCACUACAAGACAUCCCCUGUUGCAAGAUGAAUACGAUAUUCGAUUAUAAAGAAUAAAUGACGGAAAUAUUUUGCAUGCAAAAGUUAUUUUAUUGUUACAUGUUUUAUUUCAAAUCUUUGAAGCAGAAAAUGUUUAAUUAUAAAACAAAUACCAAGAAAAUGUGACGCGAGAGUGCAAUUGAAACGGUGCUAAUCACUUAAUAUGAGAUGAGAAGAAUAAAAGGAGGAAAAUGAAACAUAAAUGGGAAAAUAAGAAACUAGACGCUUAAAUUAGAUUAAAGCUGUAUGAAAUAGUAAUAAAGGACAGAAAGGAAUGCAUAAUGAAUUAAUGAGAUAAUUACUAGCUGAAUAAGUUGAAAUUAAAAUUAGAUUAAAGAACUAAAGUCUGAACUUUGCUAAUUUGUAUUUAAAUUCUUACUAUAUAUCUCCUAAGGAUUCAGACUUGAUGAAUUAAAUUUUAAUCAUUUUUGAUAAGUUUGACAACCUUGAUCUGAGAGUUUCUAUCGUUUUUCAGACUUUUAACUUAAUUUUGUGGCUUUAUCAAAACCACAAUCAGCUACAUAAUGUCAGAUUCGUCAAUAAAAUCUUCUGACAUUUGCAAAAAAAAUGAUUUCAAUAGCAAAUGCCGUUUUCGAAUACAAAAUAUUCAAAUUUCCACCCACAUACAAUUCAAAAGGACACAAAAAUACCGAAAAAAAGUGAAUUGAAACUUUUUAUUCAACCUUAAUUCCCAUGAAAAAAGCUUUCAACAUCCCACAAUCUAAUAAAUAAAUAUUUUCCCAUUAAAGUUUCAUUUAAUUCUUUGACAGCAUGCAAGUGAUUGUUAUCAAAUUUAAUUUAAAGAAAAUACCUCUUAAUAUGAAUUAUUAAUGUUACACAAAGAGAUGGAUAUGCUAUUUACAAUGCGAGUAAGAAGAGAAGAGAUUAUUAUAUAAAUUUCAAGACAAAUUAAGUUAAUGUUGCUGCAUAUUUAUAAAGUUAUAAAGUAAAGAAGAGAAUGUUCUUUUAUGUAUUAAAGCAGGAAUAAUUUAGGCUGAAAAAAAAUCUUUAUUUAUUAAAUUCUUAUUUAUACUUACCGUACAAUUUGAUUCUUUGACCAAUCAGUUCUUUAUUUAAGAGAUAUAUUAGUAGCCAUAAUAAUCGUUUUAAUGCAGUGGAUUAAAAAAUAUCGAAGAAUAAAAAAUAUGUUUAACAAAUGAAAGUUAUAAAAGCUUUGAAUAGAACUGAUUUUUAGACAAAUAUUAGAAACAAAGUAAAGUUAUAAAUAUAUCCACGUAAAAGUCAAAUUAAAUGAUGCAGAAUGUCUGGGGAUAUGAUGAGUUUUUGGGUCUAGUUUGAGGGAUUAUAAAGAGAUUUAAAAGUAACUUGAAUGUAGCUUAACAAUCUACAUUUUGAAUUCUAUUUUAAGUGUGAUCAGCAAUGAUCAGAGCUUGUGAAUAAUCAGCUCUAUUUUCCAAAGAGCAAAAGGGAACAAAGCUACAUUAAAAUGUCAAAAAACGUUUUUUACAUCAGUUCUUCUUAUCACAUAGCAGUAAUAUAAGCUUAUAAUACAACACAUUGACAUUGAUCUUACAUUAAACUUUAAGCUACUCAUCCCAAUUUGCAAAAAGCUAGAUCUGUGCUUGAAAAUUUGAAUUAUAUUCAAGAUUGAACUUAGUUUCUUCUAGAUUAGGAUCAAUUGAUAAUCCAAGCUACCCUGUUUUAACCUCGAAUUUAGGAUCAUUAGGUUCACGGCUAAUUUCAAUUUUAAUUGACACAUCUGUAUAGCCAAAUGCUUGAUGAUUGGUUCCAAAACAGCUCCUCCUUUGAAAAUUCUAGUUGCGCCACUGAUUUGAAAUAUCAUUGACAAUAGAAUUGUGAUUAUUUCAGAAAUCUAGGUUUUCUUCAAUGCUAAAAACUCUUGAUCUUCCUCAAAUCUCUCCAAAAGACCAUCACUUCCUCAGAAAAAUGCAUUACUUACUGUGUUAUCAAAAAACAAGUACAUAUCAAUAACAUUUUAGAAUUACUAUCAUCGAUAAAACUAAACAAAUCAAAUACACAACAAGACGCAUCACCACAUAACUUAUGAUGAUGGUAAAUGACGUAAAUAAUGAAAUUCAAAUUAAAAAAGAUAAAAAGAAGUGAAAAAAAAUCGAUACAUAUCAUUUAUUGUUAGAAUCUAGACGUAAUUUAAUCACAGACACACAAAAAAAUGAAAUGAAAUAGAAGUAAAAAUAAUAAUGAAACGAAAGAUAUUAUUAAAAUAAUAUAAAUUUUAAAUAUAUAUAUAUAUAUAUACAUACAUAUCAAAUUCAAAGAUGAAGUUUAAGAUGGAAAAAAAGUUGCAUUAAAUGUGUAAAAUUUUGAAUUUAAAAAAGAGAUAAAAAUGAUAUAAGAAGCUCUAGAUGUCACAGAACGUAUUUUAACCCCACAGAUGAAGAAAUACAUAUCAUGAAAGAAAUUUAUGGUGUCCUUCCAAAAAAAUAAUAUACUUAAUGACGAUAUUGAAGAAAAAACAAAUCUGACGAUUGAGUUGAAAAAAAAAAAUAUUUAUUAAUCUAAUUAUUGAAUGAUGUUGCGUUCCAUUAAAAAAUGUUAUGAAUAGUCGUUCUUAUCAUUGUUAUUACUUCCUUUCCUAUUCCUAAUCCUCAGUAAUAUGAGAGUCUUUACAGCUGCUGUUGUACAAUUGAUCAGAAAGAGUUUCUGCUAGCUUUGAGAUUUUACUUUCAAUUUACUUACUUCGAUGGCCGUACAAAUCAACAGUAACCCAUUUUUGGUACACAUCAUGGCUCUAUUGAAAGCUGUCCGAUGGUCUUUUGUCAUCUAAAAUGUCGAACUAUAAGCUGAAAUAUAGUUUGACAUUUUAACUUCAACGACCUUCGACCAAUCGUAAGUUUAAAGUCCUUUUUGAACAAGAUCAAAUUUAGAACCUUUCACAAAUUUUAUUUCGAUUUCUUAUUCGCUUUUUAAAGUUACAAAGUUUGCAUCUCAAUCGAAUAUAAUUUCCAAAUUCUAUUCAAUUCACUCAUUUGCAUUUAAAAAGAAGCAACUCAUCUGAAUCAUCUUUAGGCAAACAAAUCUUUUGCUAAAAUGUCAUUAGCAACAUAUGUCAAGUAAGAAUAAGAAAAAUUCAACAUGCAAACUUCAAUGUUGACUUACCUCCAAGCAAUUUAACCUUUCAUGAUGCUGGCAGUGAAAUGAUUAUGAUGUUGAUACAUGAUUUAUGUCACAUUGAUGCGACAAAAAAAUUGUUGAGGGUAAUCAAAUUUUCCAGAGAUUAAACAGAAUGUUUUGGAAUGACACAAUUAAGCAGCAUACGUUUUUCUGAAGCAGCUAUUGACUUCAGUAAGAUUUCUGUUGAUCUCAACAUCAAUCAGACUUGUGUCUAUCCAACAUGAGCCAUUCAUUCAACCUUGAACUACUGAGGUGUCUAUAAAUAACUGAAUUCCUUUCAAUCCCUUACUUUCAAUUCUCAUUUCUCCCAUGAAAUCAAGAGAAAUUUAUUCACAUCCUCAUUCUCCUUCAUUCAAAUCCCAUUCAUUCGAGAAAAUACAUAUCAAAUAUCACUUAUUGUUGUUCACAUUUUCAAAAUACACACAUUCCACAUUCUCUUAGAAAACGGAAAAAGAUAUCGUCAAAUAAGAAAGAAAGAAAAAUUAUCAAAGUAAAUAAAUAAUGAAAUGUUGAAAUGGAGAAAUGGAAGUAAAAUAUGAGAGAAU